GAGUCCCGUAGCGCGCGUACUUACACCCCGUUGGCAGUCCGCAGGCCCGUAACCUUAACCCGAGUAUAUCCACGCGAGAGAGGGGCCGCGCUCUCAUCGCUCUCUCGCUCUCUCUCGUCUCUUUCUCUCUUUCUCUCUAUCUCUCUCUCGACCACCCUUCCGCUGCCGAAUCCUCCGGCCGCGGUCUCGCCCGGCAGGUCAGCUGUGCGCGCGCGCGCCCUCGCAGGUACUCGAGCAGUGACAGGUCGAGCCGAGAGCAGAGCCGCCUAAGCGCCAGUGACGGACGAGCAGCCGUGGACGGCACGUCGCAUCCGGCGCUCUCUUCCUCCGAGCCCUACUCGACGCGCCCGCCGCUUCGCCACGCGGCCUCGCCUCCUCCUUCUCGCUCCCUUCCGCGGACCCGCGCCUACUCUCGUCUUCGUCGCCUCGCCGAACGUAUCGCGCGACUCCGCGCUCGACUUCGCGGUAGGACCGUCAUACCCAUCAGCUGCGAUGUGCGAUAAUACCAACACGACGACCCAGAGUAUCGCGGACUACCUGUCACAGCUGCUCAAGGACAGGAAGCAGCUCGCCGCCUUCCCCAAUGUAUUCAUACACGUGGAGCGACUACUCGACGAAGAAAUCGCCAAAGUCCGGGCGAGUCUCUUCCAGAUCAGCGGGGUGAAAAAGGAGCCCCUGAUCCUGCCGGAGCCCGAGGGCGAUAUCACCACGCUCACGGAAAAAGUUUACGUUCCGGUGAAGGAACACCCAGAUUUCAACUUCGUGGGGAGGAUUUUGGGCCCUCGUGGAAUGACGGCCAAGCAGCUUGAACAGGAGACAGGAUGCAAAAUUAUGGUGCGAGGAAAGGGCUCCAUGAGGGACAAAAAGAAGGAGGAGCUGAAUCGAGGUAAACCAAAUUGGGAGCACUUGACGGACGAGUUGCACGUGCUGCUCACGGUGGAAGACACGGAGAACAGAGCCACCUUGAAGCUCGCCCGAGCCGUCGAAGAAGUCAAGAAGCUGCUCGUACCCCAGGCUGAUGGAGAGGAUGAGUUGAAGAAGAGGCAACUCAUGGAGCUGGCGAUCAUCAACGGCACGUAUCGGGAUUCGAACACGAAGGUCGCUGCCGCAGCAGCCUUCGAUAUUGCAGCCUGCGACGAGGAGUGGAGGCGCGUGGCGGCGGCGGCCGCGGAAACGCAGCGCCUUCUGCCGGGCCUGGCCACGCCAAUGCGGACUCCGAGCGCCCCCCUGGGCGCGCCACUGAUCCUGUCGCCGAGGAUCUCCGUGCCGACGACCGCCGCCUCCCUGCUGAACGGGUCCGGGCCCCCGGGGUCUCUGCUCUCCGCGGGCGACCCGCACGGCCUUAUAUACACGCCCUACGCCGACUACGCCAAUUACGCCGCCCUGGCGGCGUCCCCGCUACUCACCGAGUACGCCACUGCUGACCAUUCUGGAACUCCCUUCCAAGGGGUGACACUUGCUCCGCAAAUGCAUCCUGCACUUGUGUGCAGUUUGUCCCAAGAUUUGCCCCGGAUUAGGGUCAGGUGAAUCGAUCAGCUGAUUUCAGGGGAGGGAAAAUCAUCGAAACCGACAAAUCAGGGCUUAUCGUGCGACGUUGUUCACUGGGGGCCCAACUGGCGAUUUGUGGAGCUUUGUCCACCUCGUGAAAUCGGAAUUACACGCAUAUAUAUAUAUCUUUAUCUACUUAUAUACGAUCCUUACUAAAAAGUCUUUAACGUCUUUAUCGAUCGUUUUAAUGUGGUGAUGGUUUAGUAAUCGGAUUUUGGUACUCUUUUGCAUUUUUCUUUUUAUUCGUACGUUUCAAACGUAAGCGCUUCGUGCAGACGAUCACCAGUAACACUACCAAGUACCACUAGAAUCUCGAGUGAAUCCCUAGGGUUGGUCUAACACGCAAACUAAAAACGACACUAACUCGAUCGGUCCGCCUUUCCUACGAAUACUUACUCACCCCGUGAUUUCACUUAAGUAACAGCCAAUUGUGCCCUGAUCCCGUUCAUUCAAUUUCGGGUGACGUAAAAAGUCUCUCUUCAAGUUCUCCCCGGUGAGGAAUGCCAGUACACUUGGUCCUAAAUUCUUAAAAUCAUCCGGAGAUAUUCAUAAUCGGUGCGUAACAUUUGGAGGAAUUUCAAAAAGUGCAGUAACGAGUGAAAUGAAAUUUUUACCGUGUUCCUCGAAGUACUCCACUUAGAAGCAACGGUUAACAAGUGUUAAUAAUGACUUACUAGAGCCUACUUAUUUUUGUUUUCUAAACUCACAGUCAGAGAUACUUCGAUUGCAGUAGCGAUUGGGUACAUCGGACACCGUAGACUGAUUGUUACGUACAUCGUGGAGCGUUGCGCAACUUGUCGAAAAUUUGCAACUCAAUGUAGAUAUGUAAAAUCGCAUCGACGUACCCAGGAUAUUACGCGGCAAGUGGAGCAAGUCGGUUUUGAAAAUUCCUUUGUAAAUUUAUGCAAACCUUCGGGAAGUUGCAUCGCGCAUCCUGUGGCCGUGUACGCGAACAAUCGUUUACAGGGUGCAAAUACAAUUUUUCCAACUAAUAACCGGUGAUAGGUAGGUUAAAUGCGUAGGGUUUUAGGCAGACAAUAGGUGUAGGGGAAGUACCCAGGGACCAAACAAACGUGUUUCGAGGACUGAUGGUUCUAGCGUAUACUUGUAGCUGUUUAUCCGAAUUGACGGCUGUCCCUUCAAAAGGACCCUAGCACAUUGCAAUUGUACCAAAAAAUUCACAUCUUACGUCCAACAACGCGACGACACAUUUCUCGGGCCUACGCGGUUGACUUUCCACCUUAACGAAUCGGCAAUAAUUUUUCAUCAACUCUAAUUAACAUUCGGGGGUCUCGCUGUACAUAUGUCGGUGUACUUGAUAUACAAAAAUAAAUACUCAUGACAACUUCUCGUCACAUCGCGAGAGUCGCCCUUUUAAUCGGACAGCCCUCGAGAAACAUUAUAUACGCUACUACGAGAAUCGUGUACAUUAUUUUAUAUUAUUUUAUAUGAUUAUUUAAUUUUAUUUUUUAUAAAGAUUUAGCCACUAUAUUUAUACGAAGGUCGGAGCGAAGAAUAGGGUGUAUUCUUUAAUACUCAUCGUUGCUACGAACACGUGAGUUAGGCUGGACACAUUAUAGAAUAACGUAAACCGUCUUACCUGAUUUCCUUGGAGAAUCAAAAAUGAUUUGUAGCCAUAUACGUGUAAGAGGCGUGUCCGGUUUCAGUUGUCUCUUUUGGACGUGCGGACUACGUAUUAUUGCGUACAUUAUGUUAAUUUUAUUAUUAUUAAUUAUUACUAUCACAAUUGUAUUACUUGUAAAGAAAGAGAAAUCUUAUCUCGGCCGCCCUGCACCGCGGAUGCCGGCGAACGUUUAGAUCAUUCUCAUACAUCGUCCUCAUUGUUUGACACCCUAUCUUUGCAGUAUUAAAAAUCGAGGACGAACGCGUGCAAGAUAACGUAUCCGAAAUAUUUAACCCGUUCGCCGGAUUCGCCGUGCAUGCGCUCGAAAGGUGGAGGGCCUGCGAAUUGCAAGGAAUUUAACGAGAAAGUCGCGUUGACAAAAAUUCCUUCGGGUGUUCGGCUCUUUUGACAUCGUUAUCAGACUCGCUGUCGGCGUCGUUAUCGCUCGACUUUGAAUUCUUGCAGCACGCGAGGCCACCUCCUUAAAAUGAAUGGUAAUCUGGUGAGGAUUGAUUUCUAGUGGCAGCGCUCGUUUCGUAGAGUUGCCAGGAAGAAUGGAAACCCGUUUACCUGUAAACGGGAUGAUUACUGACAUUUGUAUGAUGACAGGUGCAGCGGCCGCUGCCAAGCAGCGUAGGCACUUGGGUCAAAUUCGAGAGCACCCUUAUCAAAGGGCCGGCGCUCUCUCGUGAAUACCGAGUACACUGAGAGAGAAAGAGAGAGAGUACGCGGAAAGGUUAGUUUUGCACAAAUGUUCAUUACGUUUAAUUCAUAUUUAACUUGUACAGCUACCAAUGUAUGCGAGAGCUUUCACACGGCACUCGGUUGGAUUUGACAGCAGCAGUGAUGUGUGUACGCUCGUCCUGUGUACCUGAUGCCGCAUCGAUCAUUUCGAUUUUCUUUUUUAUCCGAAUAUCUAUCUAUAUAUCUAUAUAUAUAUACGUAUUUAUACAUGAAAGAGAGAACAGCGAUCGUCGUAUAUUUUACAGUCGGUUAUGCACGAACGGCAUAUUUAUCCCGGUUCGAAUCACAGACGAGCGGAGACCUCCUCGGGUUGCUCGUUCUAUCAUUAUUUUUUUUUCUAUUAGUUUCUCUUUUGAAAUUCUACUUGUUAAAAGUAUAUCGGGGUGUUGGAUAUCUGGAGCUUUAGAAGUACCUAAAUUUCGAGUGCAAUACCAGAGUAGGAGGGUUUGUUACGAUUUUUUCAGAGUAUACGAAUUUAUUGGAUCUGAGAUCUCGUCGACAAGAUUCGAUGGAGUCUUGUCUUUUUACCGUGCAAGUUUCUCGUGAUUCUGUGUUCUACGAGGAGGUCUUGCUUUCGGGGGUUUUAAUUGUUUCUUGUUUUAUGUGCACUUUUGAGGGGGCCGACCGUGAUCGUGUGAAAAAUGUUAUAUAAGGUUGAUCGGAUUUUUUCAUUCUGGACGGUUCGUGAUCGACGAACGGCCCCGAAUCAUUGAGAGAAAAAAAGCUAUAUUGGCAAGGCAGUAGUAUCGGCUAGUACAGGAAAGAUUUGCCUCUUGGAUAGCUGACUUUUUUGACAUAACGUUGACGCAAGAUCCUUUUGGCGUAACUCCCCGCUCUUAGGCAUAAGCAACAAGUACAGAUGGUACUUAUGUACCGGAAGGGUACGCUCGUUUCUUUUAAGUGCGUAGACAAGUUUGCUAUAUAUUAUUUAUACACAUAUAUCGUGGCAAACGAAUGCGCGAUGCGGAUUUUUAAUGGAAUUAUUGCAAUUCGGUUGCGAACACUGCCCGAUUCUUUCGAUUUCUACCUCGAUACCUUCCCUGCUGACGAUUUUCUAUAAGAACCUUUGAAAAUUCAGCGAAGCCGCUCGGGGAAACUUUUUCGAUAUCGAUUGGACAUUUACUUCAAAAAAUUCGACCCCACGAAAAAGGCUGAUCAGGCUUUUAAUGGGCGAAAUUGAUAUUUCGUGGUUUUUCCCUAAAUUUUCAUCAUUUUCUAGAAUUCAUUUUAUACAGUCUACUUUUUGGAUAUCCCUUCCAUUUUUUUUUUAAUCGGUUUUCGUAGAAUAUUUUCAGCGGGUAUCGACCAGUCAUUGGCCCCGUGCUAGUCCUUUAAUUUCUAUAGUUACAUUUGGAAAUUACCAUUGAAAGAGGUUGACCAUUCGAUCGAUUCGACAAGUAGAACACAGGGGCAGUGUGGUGUUUGUGUUCGGAAGGACAAUAAACUAAGAAUUCGGUGCUUGUAUCGAUAAAUAAGAUUCUAAGAUUUCAAAUCGUCGUCUUAUACGAAUGCUUUCCAGGACAUAUAUAUUUUGCAUUUCGUUAAUUUGUUUGGCAACUUGUGCCUGUGGAACACUUAUAGACCUUCCAUUUGAUCUGUAUAUAUAAAUUGAUUUACAUAUAUUAUUAUAUUAUACGAUUUAAAUAAAUAUUUAUAUGAAAAACAAAGUUAUUCUUCUUGGUGUAAGUCAAAAAAUCGCAGGGGUGGUUACGUGAUGCGGCGCGAAGGUCUUUGAUUUACCGGUUGGCAUCGUUUAAUCCUGCGAUCGCAGAUCAGCUCGAAUUAAAUACAAUGACAACAGACGUCUGGGUAAAUGGAAGGUGAAGCACGUUAUCGAUCGAUCAAUUAGAGUUCGCAUUCGACGACGAUCCGAAAAGCUGAUCGCUUAUUCUGGGUUUAAGUCACGACUCAAUGAAAAUGUUCACUCAAUUGCUCAUCCAGGAGCACUGCUGCCUACUCUUCAUCUUCUAUUGACCCACACCUGAUAGAAAAAAAAAAAAGAAUCACUCGUAUCUAUUUCCACUGAUCUCUUUUCCACGGUUAAUCGAUGCCCCAUGACUUCGAUCGAUACGAGCAAAUCAAUGUCCCAAGGUGAAAAAUCAAGGUGACGUUUACUUACUACUACAAAAAGCUGCCCGAGACGACGUCCCACCCUUUUACGUAUUACCACUAACAACGUGACAUUUAUAAUUUAUUUAUUGACACCCUUAUCAUUAGGCGCAAUUAUCAUCCAUCACAUAGACCGCACAACAGCACCAUCUUUUAUUGAACUAACAAAAAAUGCUCCACAUGGCCAAGUUGACACUAACUAUUUAUAUACAUAUCUAGAGAUUUUUUAAUACCGUACAACAAUAAUAUAUGCUUUUGAUAUGCCUGGAACUGUACUAUAGAUCUGUCCUACGAUGGCACGCGCGUAACUCACGAGCCUCUGACACCUGCUUGCUGAUGGGACAUUAUUAAUCGCAACAAUUUAUUAAUACGUUUUUUACGACUUUUUUUUUUUUUUUUUUUUUUUUUUUUUUCUUAAUAUCUCUCUACGCAUCGGUAUACCUUCGAAGUCGACUACUCUAUUCCGAUGACCGACCACGACCGCGAUUGCCAAAUUAUUGAAAUCCUCUUAUCGAUGUCACAUUGCCUGAUAAGUCCACGUGCCACGACGGGCGCAGUAACUCGCAUCGCAUUGUUCCGAAUUAUCGAAUAUCUCUCUCUCUCUCUGUAAAAUUAAACAAUUAAUAAUGAUCUAUCGGCAAUUCGAUCUUGGAGCGUCUCGAUGGCACGAUACAGUGAACGCUACAACGUGCCAACGAGAUCGACGUAGAGUUAACGCGCGUGCUAUGAUUGUGCACCGAAAAUGAAAUUAAAUAAGAGAUUGAAAAAGAAACCGAGACCUGUCCUCGAGGAUGGUGUCUCGAUUUUCAUUUAAACGGAUCUUCUCUUCGAGUCGAUUCGAUUGCGAUGCAUCGCGACAUUGUCCUCCGUCGAGGAGAGUAAUUGUGCCCAUAAUUAUGAAAGUGGUCUAAGUCAAAAUAAAAAAAAAAUGAUUAUCAGUUAUUUCUCGCCAUAUUAUUUCAAAGGAAAUUAAUUCAAUGUAAUUUCGAAACAAAAAAUAUAUAACUUAGACCACUUUCAUAAUUAUGGGCGCAAUUAGUCUCGACAGAGGGGAGGUUUUUUCUCGGUGUAUGUUCAGCUGGUAUCUCACCGAUCGCUGGCAACGCAGCAUUACUGAUUAGGUAUCGCGUUGUCAGUAGGUCUUGACAGUCCGUCGGUCGCAAGUCGAAUUGUAAAUUACCGAAUAAUUCACUCGAUACGUUCUUCGAAUGCCUGUAUUAAUCCUUAGUCUCUUUUGCCUGUCCUAUGUGCGGGGAGGGUACACGAGCCACAUAAGAAAUGCAGCUCAAAUUAAUAACUCUAUGAAUAAAGUAGCCUACUAGUCGUAUACCAGGUACAGGGCGACUAAUGACUCUUGGCCAAGUCAAGGGUCGUUACUUAGCCGAUAUGGUCACGUCUCAUUGUAUACGCACGAGUCAAAUGCUUCAUACUAAUAAUUUUUAAUUGACGCAGUGUAAAGCAAUGCUACCUUUUAUUCGCCUGCACAGCUUUGGUCAAGAUCGAUCUCAAUAUCGGACCCUCCAAGAAUAAUCGAGGUGUCCCGUGGUCUUGUUUAUUUAAAAUUGAAUUUAGUUGUACAUUAUAUCCUCGGUUCUUUAGUAUCUUGAUUAUCGCUGAGAGCAUUGCUUUUCAUUAACCAUAUCUCUCUCGACUGACCGAACGCUGUUAGAUUAAUGUUAACGUCGGUCGUUCAUGAUCAGAAAGAAGUACUAACAAACUGUUUUUCUUUUCUUUCUUGUUAACCCUGGUUGCCCAUGGCCUGUAGGCUUGGAGUGCUAACAAUGGAAUCCACUCGCCCCGUGCUAACACCUGGACUCUGGAACAGCAUCCGCGUUCGAUCGGUUCGCCGAGCAGCUGACCACCUUCGCCGUCCGCGUCACCAGCCCUGUUCGUCAAGCUUAUCCAUCCCUUAUCCUGAAAAUAAGAAGAGAAAUCCGAGAAAUCCCAAAGUUUGUACGACCACGCAAGUCGUUAAGCCGGGCGAGAGAUCCCCUCGAGGCGCUCGUUGUUCAGUGCCUCUGAGAUGCACUUGGCGCAAGACUCUACCGAAUUUCCCGCUAGCCACCCGAUAGCGACCCAACCAAACUGCCCGAUAAAAAAGUUUCCAGGGUGUCUAUCAAAAACAAAAAAAAAAAGAAAUAGGAAAAAAGAAUGCAAAAUCUUGAGGAACUCGCGAUAACGACGUGCGCUUGGCGCGAAGCUCUGUCGAGUUUUCCGGCGAUAAGGUAACUAAAUACGGUACCUAAUGAAUGAAAAGUGCGUCGAAAGCCCUGCGUUUAAGGUUGUCGUUCCGCAUAAUGGAACGUUAUCUUGAGAAAUUCUUAAUUAUGUUUAUCAGGGACUUCGUUCGUUCAUUGGGUACUUUAGUUUUCAUCGGCAACGAGAAGUUCGACGGGGGAUCGAGUUAUGAAAGAUGUACGAUAUUGCGAGAACGUCUCUCUGUAGAUACAUGUUUCGGAAAUUGUUGAUUGCGUCUCGUGCAAGAUAUUCUCGGUAGAGGUCUGCUCUGUACUUAUUCGCGUUACGGUUUUCGAAAUCGGGGUAAAAGGUAUAGGCUUGCUUCGGAGAUGUGCAAACUAGGGGACACCUCCUAAGCUCCCAACUUCCGCCCAAGUUGGGAGGAUAUAUUCUGCGAGUACGAAUUCGGAUAAUUAAAAAAAGAGCGCGGAGAAUCGUUCGUAGGAUAGGAAACGGACGGUCUGAAGUGGUCGCACCUUUCGUUAGAUUGCCAUUUAUCGUUAUCUCCCGAAUGGUAAAAGAUGAGGGACGUGAACGAUCGAAAAGCCAUUACGCCAUAUUGCCAGAUUAUCCCAGUCACCGGGUUUCAUUGUAAUAAAUUGCCAUGUAAUUAAUAAGGCCGCUACCGUGGUACUAAUAUCUUAGUAACGAUUGUUGAUCAUUCUUUCAUGCGCCACCGAAUAUGUCGCCUAACUUCGAAAUUUCUCCUUGUUCACGUUACUCGUUGUUCAUCAUUCGUGAUAUAGCAGGAGGUAACGAAUCCAGCAACCACGCCAGAUUUCUUUUCGAGAACGAGACUAGGCAGUAGACAAGUUGGUUCUGGUCUAGAAGUUAAACGUACUUUCGUGCAACAUUUAUUUAGCGUAAUCCAGGCGACACUCUUAAAGCGUACCGUAUUUACGCAGACUCGACUUAAUGUUCGAUGGAACGAUUCGUGCUCGAAUAUCAUCGGUAAUGUCGACGGUACGUGCCGUUGAGAUUUACCCGAAAUUGGUAACUUAACGAGGACGAGUUUCGUGAUGACGAAAGUCGCCAAUCAUUAACGAGGGAUAAUAUCACCUAUCAAAGUGAGACAACGAAGAUCUGAGAAAUAUCCGGAAUUACCGAGCAGCGAUACGAGUCUUCUUGAAAGGUAAGGCAACUCCUUUGGCUGUUCUGCGGGAUAGAAGUCGAGUAAGUUGCGAUCAAGAGACUCGGCUGAGUCCCGCGCCAAGUACACUUAGAGUGUCGGUGGCGUCGGAUUCGGUAUAUCCUACAGAUCAGGCAAAGGGUUCGUUUAGUCUAUGUGUACUAUUGAAAUAUAUAUAUAUAGUAUGUAUAAUAGGACGCAAACCAAUCUCGAGCGGUAAAAACAAACAGAUCUGGUGUUUCCACCCCUUACGAAAUUAUUACCCCUUAAGUUAUAUAAAUAUAUGUACGUAUAAUUUGUUCAUAAGUGCAGGUGAGAUUGCGUGAGAAAUUGAUUUACUUAAUGUUGAUUAACAUUACAUAUUAAUUAUAUCUUGUUAACGUUUAGGUCUGCCAUAAAUAUGACUAUAAGAGUUUUAGUUAUAUGUACGUUAAAUAUCUGUACAAUUAGUAUUUUGGAAAUCUUGUGCCCGUUGUUCAUUGAGUUGCAGGGGUCUUGUGUUACGAAGGAUCCUCGAUUUAUCGUUAACUCGUCCAUUAUUUUAUGUAUGUACAUACAUGCUUAAAGCAUAGAUACACUACGAGUGAUCUGCAAUCUACUUAAGUUGAUAUCAAUCGUUCGGAAAUACUUUAUCACCAUAAAUAGAUAUUAUGGGCGUAUACCAGAAGAAUCUCUUCGUGCCUGAUUCACGUACGCGUUAUCACAGCGCCUUGAUAACGAAAAUCGUGAGCGAUUACAUGUUAGGUGCACCGCACCGUUUUAUAUAUAUACAUGUAUAUAUAUAAUUCGGGUAGGGUAACGAGGGCUUGUCUUAAUUUACUUCUGAAUUUCACAGGUCAUAGAAUCUGUUAAAUCGUAAUUGAGAAAAUUCCUAUGAUAUUGUUUUUUAAUUCGAGUCAAAUCAUUAGCACAUUGCUUUAUUAAUAGUAACAGAAUCAUGUGUUAGAAUGAAGCAAUACGAAAUUUAUCCACACGGAACAAUCAGAUUUCAGUACGACAUUUUGGUAUGAAAAAAAAGUUUCGCGAUACCAAUAAGGAUUUCCUACAAAUACGAUAUUAAAUGCGCAUGGUUUAUUUGAUCGGCAACGUGCAAAACCGUUGUUUCCUGAUUUUUCUAUUUCUCGGGAGUGGCGAAGUUAAGAAGUAAAUGUUGACGAAUUUAUCUAGACCUCGUUGGUCGUGUUAUUCUUUAUAAUAUUAAAUAUAUGCAUAUAAUUAUUCGUUCGCAUACGAUAUAUAUAAGAAAUGAUAUAUAUUAAACGGGCAAGCAAUUUUCGUUAGAAUACAUAAUACUUGAGUUUAAAUUUAUUAUAGUAGUUAUAUAAUGUCGAAAUUUAUUCAUAUUUUAUUGUACUGUUGGCUUGUACCUUAGUGUCGUGCGCGAUGUCUACCGUGGCAAUAUUUAACAAAGCAGAGUAAAUUCGAUUUAAAACCGAAAUGCCUAUACAGACCUAGAUACGAAGUAUAGUACUUUCUUUUAUUUACCAGAGUUUAUGGAUUGCAAUAAAGCAAGGAAUAAAGCAAGAUAUUAAGUUGACGGGCAGGAGAAAAAAAAAACAAUUUAUAUCGAAUCUAGUAGUUAAUUCGAGUAGGAGGAAAUAAUCUCAAUUAAUGUAGGCACGUUGGUAUUUAAUUCUAUGUACAAAGGGCAAGUGCCGAUAGUGACAAGGCUACCUUGUUCGAUGGCAUAUUUAUAGACUUUAGAAUAAUACCUCUUUUCUGUGCAAAAUUCGAAGAGAUAAGCGUAGUAAAUAUUUAGUAGCUUUAUUUUGACCAAAAAAAAAUAAGAAGAAGAAUGAAUCUUUUUUAACAGUAGUCGCCCAGGAGAGACCUCUUUAAAUCGUUUAGAAUCUUGCAGGUGCAAUAGCUUCAGACUUUUAUAUACCCGAGUAGACAUUUUAUUGCUUACAGUCAGUCUACUUGUCAGAUCAGUCACAAAGUUCUUAUUUAUCGCUGGUAAACUCUACGAGUAUUAUCCGAUGUACAUUGGUCUGUCUCGUUCUACAGCCCACGUACAAUAAUUAUGAAAUUUAUUCGUUACAAACCCGUUCAAGUCGGCGCAAUACGGAAAGCCUUAACUCGCGUCAUUCACUACGAGAAAUAUCCACAGAGACAUAUUUUUAUUACUACUGUUAAAACUGUAAAUGUUUACCCAUUUAACAUUAAUUAAAGAAAGUAACAAUCAAAUUGA
This is a messenger RNA of Orussus abietinus, 11583 nucleotides long. RefSeq names its product protein held out wings (gene how). Gene Ontology annotation, cellular component: nucleus. Gene Ontology annotation, molecular function: mRNA binding. The transcript has 7 exons. Gene Ontology annotation, biological process: regulation of mRNA splicing, via spliceosome. Lineage: Eukaryota; Metazoa; Arthropoda; Insecta; Hymenoptera; Orussidae. The record is from RefSeq and is a predicted model, not a curated record. Bases 493 to 1527 code for a protein of 344 amino acids.